AUAGUUCGUGUAACAUCUAUAAAUAAUGAUUCAACACCAAAUAAUGAUAUAAGACGUAAUGUUAAAUUUAAAAAAUUACCUGGUGGUCUUAAAACUGAAACAGAAAUAAUUCAUGGUUGUGUAUUUACAAAAAAUGUUGUACAUCGUUGUAUGCCAUCAAAAAUUGAUGGACCACGUGUUUUAUUACUUAAAUCACAAAUUGAAUAUCAACGUAGUGAUGAUCAUCGUUUAACAACAUUGGAACCUGUACUUAAUCAAGAACAACAUUAUCUUUAUUCAUAUGUUGAUAAAAUUAAUUCACAUUUUAAACCUGAUAUACUUGUUGUGGAAAAAAGUGUUAGCAGAUUAGCACAAGAUUUUAUUAUAUCAAAUGGUGUUGUAUUAAUAUAUAAUGUAAAAGAAAGUAUAAUGCAACGUUUAUCAAAAUGUUUACGUACAACAAUAAUGACAUCAAUUGAUAGUCGUUUACCAUCAAAUAUUCAAACACCAUUAGGUCGUUGUGAAUAUUUUCAAAUAAAAGAAUAUGAAUUAAAUAAUAGUUAUAAAAAACGUUUAAUGUUAUUUGCUGGUUGUCCACCUGAAUAUGGUUGUACUGUAUUAAUACGUGGUGGUACAUUACAACAAUUAAAAGUUGUUAAAUCUAUUAUGCGUUUAUUUUUACUUAUAACAUAUAGUACACAAUUAGAACAAUCAUUUUUAAAUGAUUGUUAUGGACAAAUAAAUGAUAAUUAUAAUGAUUAUUUAUUAUUAAUAAAACAAUUUAAUUUAGAACAAUAUAUUGAUACAAUUAUAACAAAUAAACAAUCAAUUAUUGAUUUAAUAACAAAUGGUCUUCUUUUAUCAACAUCACCAUAUGUUAAAUAUAAUAUUCCAUAUAUUUUAACAUAUACAUAUCGACAAUAUGUACCAAGUGAAUUACUUUAUCAAAAUAUAUAUAAUAAUAAAUAUCAACAAAAACGAGAUAAUAGUAAUUGUUCAUUUGAUGAUGAUAAACAAAUAAAAGAUACAAAUAUAUAUAGUUGGUUUUAUAAUUCACCAUAUAAUAAUGAAAUUAUUCAUGUUCAUGAUAAACAUAAAUUUAUUAAAGAUAAUACGAUUUUACCUGGUAUUGAUCAAAAUUCGAAAGUAAAUAAUUAG
This is a messenger RNA of Rotaria sordida, 1137 nucleotides long. The record is from the annotation of a GenBank genome assembly. Lineage: Eukaryota; Metazoa; Rotifera; Eurotatoria; Philodinida; Philodinidae.